Messenger RNA from Acanthisitta chloris (rifleman), 574 nucleotides. It is a transcript of the gene CCDC34, whose product is annotated as coiled-coil domain containing 34. NCBI's taxonomy places the organism in Eukaryota, Metazoa, Chordata, Aves, Passeriformes, Acanthisittidae. The annotation marks the transcript as partial. The transcript is spliced from 4 exons. The record is from RefSeq and is a predicted model, not a curated record.
GAAAGCUGGAGACUCUGAAGUGUCAGUGGGGGCAGAAGAAUCACUGUUGAAAGGCAAUCUUUCCCCGUGGGAAGAAUGGUUCCUUGGCAAGGAGAAGGAGCUGCGUGCCCGCGAGCGAGCGAGAGCUGCAGAGGAAAUAAGUAUACGGCUUGAGAAGAUGAAGCAAAAGCAAGACUGUGAAAGGAGGAAAAGGAUGGCUGAAGAGAAACACAGAGAAUGGCUCCAAAAAAAAAGAGAGGAGGAAAGAAGAGAAAGGGAACGAAAGCUGAGCAAAGAAAUGGCAGAAAAAGCCACAAGGGAACUAGAAAAAAUGCAGCUACAAGAAAAGGCUGAAGUGAAGUAUAAAGAAUGGUUAAAGAAGAAGAGAGCUGAAGAGGCAGCAAAGAAGAAAAAAGAGAUGGAAAAAGCAAAGGAACAGGAAGCUGAGCUGCAGGAGAAGAAAACGAGGUCAGAGAAAAUCUUUCAGGAAUGGCUACAAAAUGCUAGAAAUAAACCACGCCCUGCUGUAAAUGGUUCUGGUUUCCCAAAUGGGAGAGCUACAGGUUUGUAUUGUUGGUACACAGAUAUCUUGUGA